This is a messenger RNA of Henningerozyma blattae CBS 6284, 2127 nucleotides long. RefSeq lists its product as uncharacterized. Bases 1 to 2127 code for a protein of 708 amino acids. The transcript has a single exon. The record is from RefSeq and is a predicted model, not a curated record. Gene Ontology annotation, molecular function: mannosyltransferase activity. NCBI's taxonomy places the organism in Eukaryota, Fungi, Ascomycota, Saccharomycetes, Saccharomycetales, Saccharomycetaceae.
AUGAGAUUCAUAGAUGCUAGAAAAAUAAACAAAUUUAUUAAUGAAAAUAUUAACUGCCCUUCACAAUUGGGAGAAUUUUCAACUUUGGAACCAAAAUCAACAAGUCGUUUUUCCAUACAAUAUUUAGGAAAUACAGCUUUUUUCAAAACAUCAAAAGAAAUGCUUAAAAUGAUGCUUAAAAAGAGAUACCGUCUUCGAAUAACCUGUUAUAAAUUGGUAUUUUUAAUAAUUUUUACUCUACCAACGAUUUUUAUAAUAUUACAGAGCAACUUAGAAGUAUCUUCAAUUAAUUUAACUGAUUUAACUUUUAAACCCUCAAAAUUUCCAUUUUUAUCAAGUACUAUAGAGUAUGUGGACACUAAACGAGCUUUGGUAGAUUUAGAUAUAUCCAAAAAUAUCCACUAUAAUCCUAAUAGCAGUCCAAUUAAUUCAAGGAUAAUAAAUGAAAAAUAUAGUAAAUAUGAAGUUAAAGGGUUUGUUUCUAAUUUAAAUUCAGAAAAACUUAAAGCCAAAAAACACAAAAAAUCUCAUAAAGAUAAAUUAGAUAUUAAUAAUUUUAAAAAUUCGGAUGGUGAAAUCAUAUCUGUUAAAAAUUUUGAAACAUUAUUAUCUGAUGAUUACAGUUCAUUAACUACAUGUGAGGAUUUGGCAUUUACCUCAAGUAUUUCUUAUUCAGACAAUAGAACUGUCAUUGGAGAGAAUAUAUUCUCACUUCGAGAAGAAAUCUUGAAUAGUACAAGUUUCUUGAAAGAAAUCCUGUAUGAAAAUGAUGAAUUAGAAAGAGAGAAUGAAGAGAUAGUCAAUAAAAGGUGGAACCAAUUUGGUACUUCUGGUGUGUGGUUAGAAGGUGAACAAUGUUAUAUAACUGCAAGUCGUAUCAUGUAUUCCAAAUCUGAAAGUAAAUCUGACCCAACUGUAUCUUUCAUAAGAUUACAAGCAUUUGAUAGAGAUUGGAAUGAGAUUAAAAAUAAAAGCAUAUUAAAAUUUGAUGCUCCUGACAUUAUUCAAAAUACGCUAAGAAAAUUCGAAAAAGAAUUAUCUAAAGAGGUUGAUUGUGAACAAAUUUAUCGUGAGAAAGAUGUAAGCAAUACAGAAUACGAACAAUGUAUUGAAAAUAAGGACUACUUUGAACAAUUGAAAGUUAGGAAGAAUACUCUGUUAAGAAGGUAUUAUGUAACUUACCCAACAAACUAUGAUGUUCCAUUUAAUCUACCAGAAAAAUUUGCCGGCCCAGAAGAUCCAAGAAUUAUUCUUAGAAGGACAAAAAAUGUAGAAGAACCUAUUAUUAUUUUUAAUAUGAAUGAUGGUGAGAGUAGAAAAAUGCAUGCAUAUCUACCUCAUCGUAAUGUAAAUAAAGUAGUCAAGUUUAGGUUUGAAAACAUGAAUCAUGAUACAGAAAAAAAUUGGGCUCCAUUUUUCACAGAGCAAGAUCUUCAGCUAGACUCUAUUUUGUCUCAUGGAUCUAUCCAUCUUGUAUAUAGACUUAAUCCUUUAGAAAUUGCUAGGUGCUCUUUGGAUGAUGGGCUGUGUGAAAAGGUUUUUGAAAAGAGUACAUUAGAAUUAUCAAAACAAAGUGUAAACACCGAUAUUCGUGGUGGUACGCAAUUCAUUCCUUUACCCAGUAGUAUACCAAAAAUCAAUGGAAAACAAAUUUGGGUCGGAUUCACAAAGAUACAUUUAAGAGGUUGUGGCUGCUCAGAACAUUAUUAUAGGCCAAUGCUAAGUGUAAUGGUUGAAAAGCACGGUGUUUACCAUCAAGAUCUAGUGGUGCCCAAUCUUUCUUUCGAAACAGAUGUCAUAAACUGGCAGGCUGAUGGGACUAAAUGCAAUAGAGGUAAUAAUAUUAUGUCUCCCAAUUCAAUUGCUGCAUGGGAAGUUGUAGGACAAGAUCCCUUUACCAAGAAAAUAGAUGAUUAUAUGGUAUUUACAUAUAGUGAGUCUGAUAAGGUAUCAAGUGUUAUUACCAUAAGAGGUGUUCUAGAAUAUAUUAUUAGAGUUUACGGUGAAACAGAUGUUGAUGAAGACUUUAUACCCUCCCAGGAAUCGGACACAAUUUUGGGGAAGUCACUCAACUGUUUUGUAGACUUUUCAGUACAUUUGUGCAAACAAUAUGGUAAGGCCCACUAG